This is a messenger RNA of Aureobasidium pullulans EXF-150, 656 nucleotides long. RefSeq lists its product as uncharacterized. The transcript has 2 exons. NCBI's taxonomy places the organism in Eukaryota, Fungi, Ascomycota, Dothideomycetes, Dothideales, Saccotheciaceae. The record is from RefSeq and is a predicted model, not a curated record. The coding region runs from base 23 to 307 and encodes 94 amino acids.
ACCAAGAGAAGACAAGUCGAAGAUGGCACCAAAAACGCAGAAGGAAGCAGAAGCUGAGGUCAGAGGGUGGGGGUUCAACCACGUAUUUACGUGGACGGACCGGCCCGGCGCCCAUUAUCCGCCUCAUACGCAUUCCGGCAUCACCACACACCUGGUUCUACGAGGCAGCCUUGAACUGAGCUAUCCUGAUGAUCCAAGUCCAAAGAAAGAGCUCUGCCGUGUUGGCGAUAGAUUCGAUGUCGAUGCAAAUAGACGACACGAGGUCUGGGUUGGCAAGGACGGUGCGACCUAUGUCAUCGGAGAAUGAUACGUGCAUUGCUUGCAUGAAAGAGAAGGACUUUCUUGGCUAGAGCUACGAUUGAAGCUGGUCCGAGUACCUUCGUCGUAUUCUAGAGAUAGAAUCGCGAUCGUCGGGGCAGUGGUCGAAGUAGAGGGAGCAUAACAGACCCCGGUAGAUCUGCUUCUCAAAGCGGUCCGACGGCGCGACAUUUAGACAUCUCCAGCGCAAAGCAUGGUGUAUGCCCGAAGUUUGAUGAUUUGACGAGUCGGAAAGGGUGAAGGUAUCGACUAACUUUUUCCGACCACAAAAGUUUGAUGACAUGCUUGCGAACUUAGCCAUCUGAAGUGAAUGCGAAGAAACGUCCGAAUCAGUGCAG